Molecule: messenger RNA, 4478 nt
Organism: Gadus morhua (Atlantic cod)
Lineage: Eukaryota; Metazoa; Chordata; Actinopteri; Gadiformes; Gadidae
Gene: col13a1
Product: collagen, type XIII, alpha 1
Exons: 44
Coding region: 487-2691 (734 amino acids)
Source: RefSeq, a predicted model, not a curated record
CAGCAGCCUAGCAAAAGGCGCAUAGUGUAAAACCGCUCCAGAGCAGAGGAGAGAGAGAGCGAGAGAGAGAGAGAGUGAGAGAGAGAGAGAGGCUCAGAUUUCAGCGCACGCACUGACGGCUGAUCGGCCAGUACACAGGGACAGAGAGAGAGAGAGCUGCAGCUACACCGCUCGGACAGCACCAUCAGAUGGCUCGGCUGAAACUUGGUGCAAAGUGAAGUUGAGAGUUGACUUGGGUUUUGUUAUUCUCGGUUUUGUUGCUUAACCGACUUGAACGAUGCCAAACACCACAGGAAUGAGUCGUGUUUUGAUUUUGUUAUAAAUACUUAUUUGAGAAUAUCAAGCAAGAAAAAGUUUGGAAGGAGGACAGCUGCAAGACCUUAAGUAGCCUACCAAAAGUGGUCUUUUUUUUAUCUUCUUGAUUCAUAUUUGGAUUUCAUUGUGGGGGAAAAAACAUAUUAAAGUUAAAGUAGGUCUGCAUGAAAAAUGGAAGAGGAACAACAGUGGAGAGCUACCGGUCACCCCAAAGUGCGGAGGACUUGUGACGACAAGGACGCUUGCAAGAAGCCGCUUUGGAGAAACUUUGGAGAUUUUGCCGGCCUGACAAUUUGUAUAAUUUUAAGCCUCUUGUCUCUGGGAGUUUGCGUGGCGGUCUUUCUGCGGACGUCGGAAUUGCAGUCACGGAUAUUCAGCCUGGAGCAGCAGCGGGACUCGCAGGUCACCGCAUGGAUGUCCUCGGAGCAGGUGGAACCCGUUAUCCUUGCCCGUCUUGACCGGAUUCUGGAAGAGAAACUCGCAGCUCGGCUGCCCAAGACACGGCAGGCCCGCGAUGUGCCCCACAACUGCCUCUGUCCUCCAGGGUCGACGGGAAAGAGAGGUCGCAGUGGUGCUCCAGGACCUCCAGGUCCUCCGGGACGAGCAGGCUUUCCGGGUGACAAGGGAGGUCUGGGAAUACCUGGACGGAUGGGCUUAAAAGGACACGGAGGGGAGAAGGGUGCACCGGGCGAGCCUGGGCUGUCCAUCAUCGGGCCGAGGGGACCUCCUGGCCAGCCAGGCACCCGCGGGUUCCCAGGGUUUCCAGGUCCAAUCGGGUUGGAUGGCAAGACUGGACAGAAUGGACAGAAGGGUGACAUGGGUCAGAAAGGACUGACGGGGCUCCCAGGUGACCAUGGACCUAAAGGAGAGAAGGGUGUCUGCGGAGACUACUCACACAGGAUGUUGCCCAUCACUGUGCGCAACAUGCCGUCCAUAAGCCCUCUAAUCCUAAAGCGUCUGAAGCAGGGCGAGACCGGAGCCCAGGGCCCCCCGGGACCUCCCGGGCCUCCCGGGAACCCCGGCCUGAGCGGAGUCAGCGGCCCACCGGGAAAACCUGGCGAAGCCGGGAAGCCAGGGAAAGAUCCAAGGUUAAUACCAGGAAUGAAGGGUGAAGCAGGAGUACCAGGGCAAAAGGGUGACCAAGGAGUCGUUGGCCCGGCCGGUCCUCAAGGCCUACAGGGAUUAAAGGGAGAUCAAGGCAUCCAGGGACGAGCGGGAGAAAAGGGUAUCCCUGGAGGGAAGGGAGAGCAGGGUGAAUCAGGCUUUCCUGGUGUUCCUGGGCAAAAGGGACAAGUUGGCAUGUCCGGCAUCCCUGGUAUUCCCGGAAUCCCAGGGAAACGGGGUUACAGGGGCGAGGCGAGCUCUGCUGGUAAAGGGAUUAAAGGAGAACCCGGAACUCCAGGAAUAAAUGGUCUAUCGGGGUCCAAGGGCGACAAAGGAGACCAAGGCAUUAAGGGGGAGACAGGAGCUGAAGGCCCAUUGGGACCAAGAGGUCCCUCAGGCCCAAUUGGAGAGCCCGGGAAGUCAGAAAUCCAGAACAACGACAACGAUAUCCGCAACAUCCCCCUAAUGGGCCCGCCCGGACUUCCUGGACCCCCUGGGACACCAGGAAACAAGGGGGACGUUGGCCUGCCUGGAGCCCCGGGACACGACGGAGAGAAGGGUCCCCGGGGGAAGACAGGAGAGUCGGGACCAACAGGCCCGGCCGGCCCAGAGGGUCCCAGGGGGGAGAGCGGUGUCGCAGGCUUCUCAGGAAUCAAGGGAGACAAGGGCGACAUGGGUCUCUCUGGAUCGCCUGGGUUAGACGGCCCUACGGGGGAGAAGGGCGUGGCCGGAGCCUCAGGCUCCAUUGGACUACCAGGCGCUAUGGGGCCCAAAGGAGAGCCAGGGGACGGAGGAAGGGCAGAGCUGAUCUUUGGGCCACCUGGGCCACCCGGACCAGUGGGUCCAGCAGGGCCUCAAGGACAUUCGGGGCCUAAGGGAGAGCCGGGCAUUGGAAUGAGAGGGGAGAAGGGAGCUUCUGGUCUGAAAGGAGACAGGGGUGACCGUGGCCAUCUUGGACUUCCCGGUGCUCAUGGGUUAGACGGCAGAUCGGGUCCAGUGGGUCUUAUAGGACCGUCAGGUGUGCCAGGGCCAGCAGGACCAAAGGGAGAGAGAGGAGUAAAGGGAGAUGGAGGUGUACCGGGACCAAUCGGAGCUCAAGGCCUCCCUGGUUUAGUAGGACCACUGGGACCCAAAGGAAACCGGGGAGAGAGGGGCAAGAAGGGCAUCAGGGGCCCCAAGGGGCAUAGGGGAGACCAAGGAGCGCCAGGAUUAGAUGCCCCCUGUCCGUUGGGAGACGACGGCUUACCUGUACCGGGCUGCUGGAACAAAUGACCCUAACCUGGGAAUGGCAUGUGUUAUUGUAAAUAGAAUAUUUAUUUUUUUACACACUUACCUGCUCUGUAAUACUGAUGAAAAACAUUUUUGAAAAUGCUUUUAAAAAAAAAAAGGAAAAAAAGGGAAGAAACGAUAUGGCUUUUGUACAGAAUGUUUAUUUUCUAAAAACGUAUGAAAAUGUAUUAUGUAUUACAUUUUUAUACCUAUGCAUUAUUUUAAUAUGGUCAGAUAGGAAAGAAAACGUGUCUACAUGUGCAUGAUAUUUGUGCAUAAUGUGAAGUGGAAAUUGCCUAUUAACUUAUUGUAUCCUGGUGUUGUGUUACGAUGGACCACGCUGCACUGAUUUGUGGAGCUGGAUAGUUUGUUAGCCUUUAAAGAUUCUUCGUCUCACGCUCCUAUUUGUCAAAGGCGUGUUUGGUUUUGGUUCCUAAUCUGGAAUUGAAUAGGACUGCAAGUUCAGUGGUUAUUAUGGUGAGCAUACGGCAGUGACAGACAGCACUGUUUCAAGUCUGCACUUUUACCUUUGGUCAUGAGCUCAAUUGGUAAACAUGAUGCUACACAUUAAAAGCCUUAAUCCUGGAUGAAAUGUCGGACGGUCAGCCAAAUAAUCCCUACACUACAAAACAAACACCAGAUCUAUUUCAAUUUUGAAAUCAAGUCCACAUUACUAAAAAUAAUGCUGUAGACUUCUCAUUUGUAAAGUACCCUUUACGAAACUCAACUUACACAGCCAGUAAACCGAACUUUAGUAAAGUUGAAUAUGAUGAAGUAGUUUGUAAUCAUUGGGAGACAGCAUUGUAGUAUGUAUGUCUUUUUGGUAGAGUUAUUCUUAACUGUUCCACAAUUGGUAACUUCUAUUUCGAGCAUCCAGAAUGAUAAACCAUAUGCUUAUAAGAUACCAAACUCUAUCAGUGAGUACAUAUCUUAAAAUUAGAAAAGACAUGAGGAAAGGAGAAAAACAAAACAUGACAAAUUUGAAGUUAGGAAAUCUAAACCAUACUUUAAACAUGUUGUUUGGCAGCCAGAAACUAACAACAUAUGCAAACAAAUCUUAUCUUCUAGAUUCUCCUCAUCGAUUACUUUGCUGUGAGAAAUUUCUCCUAGUAAACAUGUAAAUAGCUUUAAAAGUCAAAGAGAGACACCUCUUUGACAAUGCGUGUGUAGAAUUUAGUUUGGGUGUUUUUCAUUGUUUUUCGGAUGUCUUGUAUUGAUCGGCUGUCUCUUCUGGUCUGUGGAACAGUGUAGAGUUCAUUCAUGUUUUUUGUCGGAUUGACGUUUUGCUGCUGACCCGUCCAAGGCGAGCCUCUGCCAAGCCUCUGAUACUCUCCUCUCCAUCUGAACCACAUAUCUAUGUAUUACCGACUUCCACUGUUCCUUUCCUAGGAAUUAUUGAUCCAUAUUAUCGGCCGCUGUUCUCAGUAAGCUAACCUCGGUAAAUGUUAUGGCCAAAAAUCAGUGUUGCCAAAAAAAGAUGGACAGGAACGAGACCAGCGUUGAGCUGGAUCCAUUUUAUGCUGCUCGUAUGUUAAAAAUAUAUAUUUGUGUUUUGGCUUUGCUUUUGGGGCUUUUUAUGUCGUUGUUGUUUUAGCCACAAGAGAUUAUGCUAUGCCACCAUUUGCUUCUUCGCUCUACAAUACCUCGUAUUAACUUAUGCCAUAGACACACGCUGGUCUCGGUUAUUGUUGUCUUAACAGUGUAUUGUCAAGCUAUGUUUUAUAAUAAUGUACAAUGUGUUGAUUGUGUACAAAAUGACAAUCUGAAUUAAACUUACCUUUUUAAGGAUU